AUGGCUGACCGCAUAGUGCAGGAGGACGUACUCCAACACGGUGCCUCCAUUCAGAGAGAAGGAGACAUGUCAUGGGAGCGAGACGAGAGGUAAGGUUUACAGAGGAAUAGGGGCCUUACAGUCACCCAACAACCCUCUGAAGGAAGCCGCCUGGCAACUAAAAUGGAGCUUUGCUUAAAGAACGACUAUUGUCAAUGUAACGGAGAUCCAGUACCCAGAGUGGUAUCUCGUAGUGAUUCUCUCCCAAAUCCCUCGAGGGGAAUAGUGAAUAUAGCUCCUUCUUAACCAAACAUCAGAUGAGACUUGAUAAAAGGUAAAAUAGCUGACAUUUAUUGAAACGAGCACAGGAUUAUAUACCAAGACCCCCAGCGUGGGAUCUCUAUUGAACACACAGUAAGCCCGCCCAGGUGCCUUUGUAUCUGGGAGAUAAUUGUUUCAGCGCCUGUUAAACUUAUUAUCUCUUGGAUACAGAGAGCGCAACACAGAAUAACCCAAAAAACACCCACAAAACAUCCAUAUUAUAUUAUCCCCGGAUAGGUCUGUGAAAAUUGCGCCCAGAUCUAUAGGGUAUUGUCCAUAUGCCACGGGGUUAAAGUUCUGACUUGCUGCUAAGAAAGUUUUGCCAGAAAAAAGUUCCAUGCUGUGGGCGUUGCAUACAUGUCUUUUAACAGGAGCUCCAGCGACUUGAGGCAGGAAGGCUCACAACCAAAACAGUCACUUGCAAACUCUACCAAUCCCCAAUCUAUACUUAAAUACCAACUUUUAGUAGCAAGGAUGGUCAUAAAUAGAAAGCUCACUUGGCAAACCUGCCAGAGAAGUCCUAAUAACCUGAUAUAAGUUAACUUGGCUUACACUCUGCACCGAAUCAAACUCUCUAAAAAGACAGACAUGGGACAUUUUAUAAAACCCUACAUCCUGUACUCAGUUUAACGCUUGUUUUAUCUUGUUUUAUCUAACACGUGAAGGCUAGUAAACGUCAUUAAACUCUGCAAAUAAACUGGUUUUAGUAGAAUAAAACAGUCUUCCAGAGGCCUUGAUGAAACCUUAUGGCAGCGGAAACUCGAAUUCAGACAGGUGGCUAAGACAGAGUUGUUUUUCUAUCUUUCCUUUGGCCCAAUCAAUCCUAGCUAUAUCUACUGCUUGACGGAACAGUGACAGAAGGAACGGAACACAACUGGAGUCGGCCUGUGAGUGACAGGGACAGGAAGAUUAGCCUAAGGAGCUGUAUUACAUGAUGUGCAACAGGUGAUAGGAAAAAAUGAGCUCUUCAGGCAUAUAAACGUUCAUUAUGUUCUAUGUCCAGCAGAGGGCAGCAAUGUACCACCUCUUGGGGACUAAUUUUGGGUCCUCUCUAGGGAGCAAGCAAUGAAUGUUUGCAGACAUUUCAGGGCAGAGGUGUGUUUAUGUGUAGUAAUUAAAUAAAAGAUAAUGGCCACACUUUCACGGCAGCUGGCGGUGUCAGUUUAUAGCGCUAUCAAAUUUCCUCCAUUAAUAAGGACAAUAGAAUAAAACAUAAAAAGUGAACCUACUGAGUUUUUUUCACUAAACAGUGAAUUGUGGUGAAUUGAAAAAGCAAAGAUGGGACAAAAUGUAUUACGAAAAACUUUCUCCAAUUUGGAUAUUUUAACAAGUUGGUUAUUUCGCUCUCAGUUUUAUUGUCAAAUUCAAACAAUGCGCAGUUAGUGAAUAAAUGUUUUGACUAAUCGCUACUAAACGCUGAAAUCUGACUUAAAUAUACAGUUUAGUGAAUAAAGGUUUUUCACUAAAAUCAGAAUUAUAGCGAAAUGAAAUACAAAUGGCAAAAAUGAGGCUAAACUAGGCGAGUUUGCGAAUGUUUCCAGAUUAGCUCUUUUCAACUAAAUAUUGCGAGUUUAGUGAAUAAACUGACAUUACACACCCCGUAAUCCUGUCAUAUAAAUACUUCAUACGGGUCAUGUUUUAAAGAGGAAAUCUGGUAACCCUACACCCUACACCAAAGCGAAGACGUAUAGCUAAGGUAUUUCCGAGUAAGGAAUGUCCAUAUACAAGACUUAUCGCAGGUCUCGACUAUCAGCCUUGCAGUCGGCUGUUUUGGGUUUUCUUUUAGACAUUUUUAUCUUAUUUUUUUUUUUUAAGUUAAAGAGGUAAUAUGCAGAGUAUUGAAUUACCAAGGAAAUCUGUCUUGGGAAUCUGGGGUAGAUUAAGCGCCAGAGGCUGGGGCGGGGAAUAACAAGUUGUGGUAAUAAAUGUAUUGAGACAAUAUUACUUUGCCAGUCUCCUUACUGCGGAAUAAAUGGUACCCACAUCCAUAUCCAUGGGGCAAAAUAGCCUGGGUUUCCUGCAGGUCUCUAGCACUAAUGUGAUGUCAGCUGGACUCCAGCACACUAUGGGUUAAAAUGCCUUGAGAUUAUGUGCAGAAGUAGAAUCUGAGUAUUUGUGUCUCUCCCUGUGCUAUUGGAUAGAGGGAGUUUUCAUGUCCUUACUGAGGCAGAAAGUAACUCCCCAGGGCUCCUCCCCAGUACAUAAUUACCCCCCUUAACUAGCAGCCUUUUCAGUCCUACCCCUGCUUCAUUCAGAGGGCUCCGUCCACAAGGGUCAGGUAAGAGAAUAGCCAAUGGAAGAUAUUCCCCCACGUCCAAAGUGACCAUAGUGCGUGUCUAUCUAUAGAGGACUAUAAAGCUCUAGAAUAGGGUAAGCCAUCAGCCAACACUGGUUUAGGACUACAACUCUCAAAUGCUCUUCCAGCCUGUAGAGCCCAGUGACAUCAUGAAUAGCUUCCAGUAUCUCAUAAUACAUACCUGUAUCUCUCCACCUAAGCCACACAGCACCCUCUUCAUCAACUAGUUCUGGCUGAGGACGAUGGGAGUUAGGCCCAAUAGAGGUUCAAUAUUUUCCUUUCAGGUAUACUGGACCUUUAUUAGGUACAGUGGGCAAAAUAUAUCAAGGAAAAACUGUGAUGUAACAUUCUAGAUGUUGAUUGAAUGAGGACGCUUAAUAUUAAUGUGACACCUUUUGCAUUCACAUGCUCUAAACUUUAGGAAUCAAAUGUCUCUAAUGUAUAUAAAUAUAUAUAUAUAUAUAUAUAUAUAUAUAUAUAAACACACACACAUAAUAUAAUAAUAAAUAAUAAUCUGAACCCUGCUAGACUAACAUUAAACAUAGAAUGUAUGUAUGUCAGCCUCCCGUUUCUGUGUCCUGUGAGUCAGUGAAUCUGAUAUUGUAAUUAGAACAAAGAGUUGGCAUCCGUCCAGACUGAAUGUUCAUAUAUUGGCACAUUGUUAUAUUAUGCAUAGUGAGGAUAUAUUGGCACAUUGUUAUAUUAUGCAUAGUGAGGAUAUAUUGGCACAUUGUUAUAUUAAGCAUAGUGAGGAUAUAUUGGCACAUUGUUAUAUUAUGGAUAGUGAGGAUAUAUUGACACAUUGUUAUAUUAUGCAUAGUGAGGACACAUAUAUAUUAUGCAUAGUGAGGAUAUAUUGACACAUUGUUAUAUUAUGCAUAGUGAGGAUAUAUUGGCACAUUGUUAUAUUAUGCAUAGUGAGGAUAUAUUGACACAUUGUUAUAUUAUGCAUAGUGAGGAUAUAUUGACACAUUGAUAUAUUAUGGAUAGUGAGGAUAUAUUGACACAUUGUUAUAUUAUACAUAGUGAGGAUAUAUUGGCACAUUGAUAUAUUAUGGAUAGUGAGGAUACAUUUUUAUUUAUUUAUUACUGGUAUUUAUAAAGCGCCAACCUAUCCCACAUUGAAACAGAUAUUAACACUCGUUUGACCCAUUCUCUGCAUCACUAUAGAUUGCUGCAUAUUUUGUUGAUUAAUAUAAAGACAGUGCUGUAGGUUCACUCUGAUUCCUUAGAAGACUGGCAAUGCAUCAUGGGUAUUGUAGUUCAGAAACCUGUGGGGUGCCCUGUUUAGUCACCAUGGACAUUGUAUGGGGCUUUCUCUGUGCAUUAAUUUCUAAUAAAAAUGAUGGCGUCCUAAGGACUAUUUAUAAGGAUGGAGUGAUCUGCCUGUGUUGUGUACAUUGUGAAGACGCUAGAUUGUAGAUCAAAUGAACAAAAGGGGGAUCUUCAGUUACUGUAGAACUACAAACACCCAUAAUUCCCAUGAUUUGCAGAAACCAUCAUGGUACUUGUAGUUCCCCAAUAGCUGAGGGUCUACCUAUGGGGCAGCCCUAUUGAAGAUACUUCACAGCAUGUGAUAAUUGGUAUUCUUGCAUAGUACAGGGCGUUCUUUAUUUUGGGGCAUGAAAUAAGACCCCUACAGAUAGGCUCAGACUAGAUUUAAGAAGCCAAGUAAAUAAAUACUUGGUAUGUUCACCUGUGCCCUCUUUAUAGGAUGGCGGCUGCUAAUGAAAAAUGGUGGGAUAGGGUGGGUGAGGGGGCCGAGAAGGGCGAGAAACAGCUGACUUUCCUUAAAGGUUUCUGA
Molecule: messenger RNA, 4400 nt
Organism: Pelobates cultripes (western spadefoot toad)
Lineage: Eukaryota; Metazoa; Chordata; Amphibia; Anura; Pelobatidae
Source: the annotation of a GenBank genome assembly